Schistocerca serialis cubense is the source of this 2094-nucleotide messenger RNA. Its product is annotated as mucin-2-like. NCBI's taxonomy places the organism in Eukaryota, Metazoa, Arthropoda, Insecta, Orthoptera, Acrididae. The transcript is spliced from 8 exons. The record is from RefSeq and is a predicted model, not a curated record. Gene Ontology annotation, molecular function: serine-type endopeptidase inhibitor activity. The coding region runs from base 68 to 2077 and encodes 669 amino acids.
GGCGUCUGCUCGCUCAGUCCCGGCGCUGACGGUGCGGGAAGCGGACGGCUGACCGCGACACGGCGCCAUGGCGGCUUACCGCAUAGAUAUAAUAUUAUGUGUUUUGCUGGCUCAAAUAACUAACUGUCAGAGACAAUGGGAAACCCUUAUCAGACACUGGAGACCACGAGAUGCUAUGGUAGAUGUAACUAAUGGAUUUGGAAUAGCGAUUAUUCAGGACUAUGCAUACACAAGGGGGAAUUUUGCAUUCUCCCCUUAUGGAGCUGCAUCUGUGCUGGUCGUACUCUAUGAAGGUUCCAGGGGCAAAACAGCCAGCCAAAUACAACACGCUUUACAGCUGCCAUGGGACUGUGUAAUUACAAGGAUUGGUUUCAGAGACAUCCAUCGCCACUUAAGGAGCUACUUUUUACAUGAAGGCUAUUUGAGUGGUGUAUCAAUGAGCAAGGAGAAUGUUCAUCUGCUGCCAGAAUUUCAAGAUGUACUUAGGUUUUAUGGUUAUAGCCUUGAAUCAGAAAUGACCACUCAGUCACAAACAAGUACAGAAGUUACAUUAAAUACAUCAUCUCCUGCAACAGUUACUAUCACAACAGAAGAACAAACUAUAGAUACUAAAGGAACAACAGACAUGUCUGAUUUGACUACUUCUGUAAAUGUUGUGCCUCCUUCAGUGACCACCAGCCCAAAUUUGCAAACUAUAACACCGACAAAAUUUUAUGAAUCUACUGAUUUCAGUUCUGACAACAUUGCAAACAAUAUUACUACAAUAGCCCCUGAAGAAUUUCAAACAACUAUAACACAACAGCCUAGUGUGGUAACAGAGACACCAACAAUAUUUGUGAACAAGGAAGAAACUGAAAUGGUCACUAAUCCCACACCUAUAACCACACAAAGCUCAGUUCCACAGAGUAAUGGUAUCUCAGUAGAAGCAACAACAACAAAUGAGGUUGGGUCCACAUAUUUUCCACAGGUGACAGAAACACUGACAACAUCAAAUCCAAAACCAGGAAGUACUACAGAAACGGUACCUCCAAGAGAAGAAUCAGUUUCCCCUGAAAAUCAGAGCACCUAUAGCAGUGUUUCCACUAUGACACUUGCAAAUACUGAGUCAACUGACUAUACAUUCAAAGAACCAUUAACUUCUGAAGGAGAUACAACCACCACUGAGGCAAUCACAACCGAAUUUGGACUAGCUACUACAGAAAUGCUGUCUGAAAUACCAAGCACAACAGUUACUUCUUAUGCAACUAAUGAAGUAACAGAAGCAAAAAUGAACAAUGAUAAUUCUAAUGAUAAUACUGAGAUAACUUCCACAAUAUUUACAAGUUUAGAAAUGAAUGAUGAUUUGCAUUUUACCAGAGAAACAGCUACAGAAACAACUACCAAAGCUGAGAAUACUGACAGAGAAAGAAGGGAAGUUGAAGGGUAUAGAUCAGCUUGGCAGAGCACUUUGGUGAAAGCAGGACAUAUUGCAAGAAGACAGACAUGUCACAUGAAUCCUUGUUAUCCAUUUUUGAUUGAUGGGAUUCAAGAGGAAUAUGUUCCUGUCAUGUCUCUUACUGCUACAUUUCGAUUUGCUUAUCUCAGAAAACUCCAUGCUACUGCUUUAGAAUUCCCACUUGAUAAUGAUAAGUAUAAGCUUCUCUUAAUUUUACCAGUGGACAAAUGUGGAUUAAAAAGCCUCAUAUACUCUCUAAGUUUAUAUCCAUUGCGGCUGGUGUAUGAAGCUUUGGUUCUCACAAGAGUGAAUGCUGUCAUACCAACAUUUAUGGCAGAUGGUGAUAUUUCUCUGUCAACAUCCCUAAAAAAGUUAGGCAUCUGGGACAUUUUUGAUCCCAAAAGAGCAAAUCUGACUGGUAUGAGUGAUGAUCCAGAGCUUUAUGUACGAAACAUCGAACAAACCAUCAAAGUUAACAUCAGAAAUUAUAUGGAUUCACAAAAUGGUGAGCUAGCUGCUUAUGGACCAAUCGAGAGAUUUUAUGCAACGCAUCCAUUUUUAUAUUUUGUACUUGAUAAGGAGACUCAUGUAACACUGAUUUUGGGUAAAAUGACCAACCCUCUCAGUAAAAAAAUAAACUGAUUUCUUGACAUUUACAA